Molecule: messenger RNA, 5266 nt
Organism: Chara braunii
Lineage: Eukaryota; Viridiplantae; Streptophyta; Charophyceae; Charales; Characeae
Source: the annotation of a GenBank genome assembly
ACCGAUUUGGUACACGAGGAGAUUGUUAUGAUCGUUAUUGUGUCCGCAUUGAAGAAAUGCGACAAAGUCUUUGAAUCAUUGUCCAAUGCUUGAAUCAAAUGCCUAGUGGCAUGAUGAAAGCGGAUGAUCGUAAACUUUGUCCUCCUUCACGCUCUCAAAUGCCAGAGUUGGAACAUUUCAGGAAGCGUUGAAAAAGCAGGACUCGGCAACUGGGGAAGGACGAGAUGGCACGGUGGUUGUCCUCACCGACCUACUCCGGCGGAGCAGAAAUGCCGGUGAACGUAAGGGGUGGGGUGUCGGUUGUGAUGUUGGAAGAAGGGACCUGGACGAACUUGGAGCCGACAUACCAAACCGUGAUGCUGGUUGAAAGUGAUGCCUUCCUAUGGAUCGCAACAAUGUGGACCAAGGUUAGUUUGACGAGGUUAGCGCCGAGCCUGUUGGACUUAGAGUUUCGGGGGACCGUGGAGGCUCGGGGAUGGGUCUACUUGUCUAAGGAAAAGGAAAACGCCAUGAUUAUAGAGUUUGUCUUAGGAUUAUUCCCGUACAAGUUGUUCAAGGAGGCUGAGCGGGAAGUGGUGUGGGCCGCGUGCCAGAGGGUGGAAAUGGUGAUGGAGGCGAUUGAUGUACGGGUGGAACUUCGGGAUAGAGCGAACGUACGAAAGUCGUUUAGGACCUUGAGGUGUGUCAUGCCGCCCUUCAUGGUGGACGCUGUCUUCGGAACCCGGAGCAGGCUGGUGCGGAUAUGCAAAUCCAUGGCAAGCAUGGGGCUGUACCAAGGGGCCCGGCAAGACUUCUUUCAUCUGUCUGCCGAGAAGGGGUCGUUCGAAGGGAAUUGGGCGAAGGAACUAGCCACGAUGCUAAACCAUCUUAGUACGAACGACCUGUUUGUCCCGAGCAACGUGCAUUGGAGGAUAAUGUAUAGGAAUGUCCUGAUAGGGGAGACGUUUAUGGAAGGGGUACAUGACUUGUGGUAUGAGGAGGACGAAGACGACUCGGAUGAGGAAGAGGGGGAAAAGAUGGCAUCGGAAGAAGAGGCUGGGAACCUGCGGAGUACAGAGAGGGGCGUGGAAAGGAACGAAGGGUCAAUAAGGGAUCGAGAAUCAGCAAAUCCGGAGGGAACCAAGGAAGACGGGAAGGAUCUAUCGACGGGGGAAAGUUCGGGAAAGGCCGGGGGAAGUAAACGAGGAUCUCAGGAGAACAAGGAAGGAAGGGACAAGGAAAGGUCAAGUCCGCGAAACUCAUAUGGGAUCAUAGUCGAGAAAGCGAAAGUCUCGGAUGCCCGACGUAAGCUGGAAGAAAUAGAGAAGCGAACCGCAGAGUAUAAGGCGAGACUUAUUGAAGAAAUGACGGUUGGGAACGAGAGGGACCUUCCGGGAGAAGAGCUACGAGAGGAGCGAAGGACUAGCCAGGGCGAAAUCAGGCACGAAGGGAAGGAUAGUAGCCAUAGGGGGACACCUAGCAAGAAAGGGAAGGAGAAGGGGGACUCCCCGGUUGUAGAAGCGGAAAAAGCUACAAACCCACCUGCCAUAGACAGUGGUGCUAACCGCUUGCCUGCCGCGCGAAAAAUAAUGAAGGGGUGCGACGGACUUUGGGGUCUCAGAGAAAGGGUACUAGGGUGGUUUGAUCCGGAAGGAACAACAACAAUCAGAGAAAAGCGGAAGGAUAACAAGGAAGGAGAAGGGACUAGUACGGCUGGCGAGGGCGGGCUCAAGAAAAUAGUAUCCACCCUCACUCUGACAUUGAACAAAAAUCAGGGCUACCUCGCAGAUGCCAAGAAGAAACUCACCUUUGAUGGGGCGAACAUCACCAAAUUCCUGAUAGACUACGAGAAUCUAGCAGCCCUGUUGAAAUGGAGCGAGGAAGAAAAGAUGGACCACUUAGGGCAGCAUGUGCCACUGAGCUUAGAAAGGGACAUUAUGGCCAUCGUCGCCGCCAGCAGAUCCUGGAAAGCGACCCGAAAUGAAAUGAUGAGGAAGUAUCUAAAGGCGGAGAAAAUGGCAACAGAAGCUGAACUGGCAGCAGUACAAAGGAACCACUAUGCGACUUACAAUGACUUCCUGAGAGCGUUUACCCUACGCGUAGAGAUAGAAGAGGUCCCGGAACCGCAGGAACAGGAAACAGAGGAGGCUGAAGCACCACAAGGGGUCGCCAACCUCCAGAGGAUUCCAGGGGAUCUGGAGGACCUGGAAAAAACCUUUGCGGACAUCCGCUUAAGCCUACCUGACCGAGAAGGCGGCGGGGUCAUGAGGGCACCUGCCGGGACGAGACUCAGCUUCCAUGCACUUCCUGUAGGAAAGUUGAAAGUCCAGAUUGGGACCCAUCAUACAGACGCAUUAGUGGACGGAGGUGCAGAAAUCACCCUCAUACGGAGGGACUUCGCAACGAUUACAGGUUGUAUGGUAAACAAGGAAGUGACAGGGAGUAUCCGGGGAGCCGGUGGGGAAAUUCCCUUUGCAGGGUAUGUCACGAAAUGCGAAGUUAAGGCAGGAAUCAGGGAGUCGAUCUGGUCAUUUCAGCGGAUGACCGUAAUGGAGGAAAUGGACCAUGACAUAAUCCUCGGGAGACCAUGGUGCGCCAACGUAGAAAUGAUAGGCAUGCACUUGCACGACGACACAUAUAUGGUAGAUAUAGAAGACCCUGUGACCGACCAGGGAGAGUUUCUUCGACUCCUUGGGACCGGAGGGGACCCUCCGAAGGGGAAGUUGGCAACUUGGUCACCAACGUUCGAAGAUAGUGCACGAAAAAGAGCAUUCGCCCGGAUGGAGGGUAUGAGAGAAAGAGUGGAAAUAAUGAUUGAGGAGGCUUUUCGCAAAAAGGAAUGGAUCAAAAUGGGUCUACCUCUGAAGAAAAGGAGGCAAAAAGAUAAGGUUCUAGAGGUCAUGGUGACAGAGAAGGAGCCAGAAGUCGAACUUGGGGCCAGUCUGCAGCAAGCCGAAGGAGGGUCGAAGGGAAACGCCGGAGGACUCCGAAACAGGGCGGACGGGCUAAGUCGGAUCUGCUUCACAUCGGAAGGAAUAGAGGAUGUGGAACCAAUCGACGCCUUCCUGGAAUACGAAGGAGGAAUCCUCGUCGCAGAUAAUGUGAUGAUGAGCCUCGCUUGCACACCUGGACAGUUGUUAAUCCAGACCCUGGAAAAAGGGGCACCUGCUGUAGUUGCGGAACUCAGGGAAGGGCUUGUCACCACGACGAGACGUAAGGAUGAAAAGGAUUUGUGGGGGGCAACAGUGGGGCCGAAAGAGGAAUUGAUGGCAAUGGUCGUUAAAGGGGCCGGGACACCGUAUAUCUUGGAUGCAAGAGACAACUUGAGUGGUUACGUAGAGACGGUAGCGCUUAAAAGAAAGACGGGGAAGGGGGUAGCCGACUGGAAAGAAGAUUUCUACCUGAGACACCCCUUCAUUCGAAGAUUCAUAGCGGAUAAUGGGACGCAGUUCGUAAACCAGGAAGUUUUAGGCAAGCUUAAGAUGUUGUGCGUGCCUAUCAAGAUCAUCGAGCCGUAUCAUCCUGAGGCCAACGCGCCUGUAGAAAGGGGGCACCAGACCUUGAAAAACAUAAUUGCUAAGUUGGCGGCAGACGACCUGGGGAAUUGGCCCCGGUACCUUAAGCAUGCAGUCUUCUCAGAGAACAUGACGCCGAAAAGGACGAUGAGAAGCAUUCUGGCAGAACUCUGGUAUGGAAGGGAGAUUGAUUUCCCGGUGGAGGCAUUGGUACCCACCUGGAAUAGGAUAGAUGACAAUCCGCGCUUGUCCACGGAAGAACUAAUCAAGGCACGAUGUCAACAUGUCCUUAGAAAUGAGGAGGCCUUGGAGGAAGUUGUUAAGCGGGUGAUGGAUAGCCGAAUAAGGGACAAAGCAAGAUGGGACCAGGUCAAAAACAUCCGGAAGGAACCACUCCAGUUGAAGAAGAGAAUGCCUGCCUGGGCCAGAAUGAAGAAGGAGAGUAAGGGACAACUGAUCUUGGUUGACGUAGAAGUCUUUAAGAGUAGAGUACGGUCCCUCAUAGACUCAGGGGCUACCCGUAGUUAUAUUAGUCGUAGAGCGCUGAAGAAGCUGAGGCUAGGAUUGAAAGUCGAGAAGUUGGCAGACCCCAUAAUCAGUGUCCUCGCAGACAACCGCACAAUGCGAGUUGAGGACUACGUAGAGGGAGUCCAGGCGUACUUCCGCCUAGAGAAAGAUGGGAAGGUGGAGAAAGUUCUCCAUUCCCUGAAUCUCCUUGUACAGGAUGAUCUUCCUUUUGAUAUAGUGUUAGGAAUGGAUUGGGGAGAGGCAGCAGGGGGCACACUCCACUUGAGAGAGCAUGAGUGUAGGCUCCCUAGUCCGUCAGGUGAGGUUAACGCUGCCCGCUUGUUUCAUGUGUCACGUGUAGACAACACUCUGGCACAUUGCUGUCUCAGUGCUCCCGCGUUCGCACGACUAGUGAGAAAGGAGCAACUAGAGGAUCAGGUCUUUGUGGUAUAUGUCAGACCUGUCACUGAGCCUAAGGAAGGGGAUAGCUCCACCGAUCCAACCAUUGCCAAGCUGCUGGAGGAGUUCAAAGAUUUAACUGAGUCGUCGACAGGAGUGGUGCCGCGACCAAUCCAGCACAGAAUAGAAAUAGAGCCUGGCAGUAGAACUCCUAAGGGAGCAGUCUACAGGAUGUCCCCGAGGGAGUUAGAGUAGCUACGCAAGCAGUUGGACGAGCUCCUUGAGAAGGGUUGGAUCAGGCCCAGUUCAUCUCCUUUUGGAGCACCCGUCUUGUUUGUCCCCAAGAAGGAAGGAGAGUUGAGAAUCGGUAUAGACUACAGGGGUCUGAAUGCAAUUACAGUCAAGAAUGUUGAACCACUGCCCAGGAUAGACGAUCUUUUAGAUCGGGUGCAGGGUUGUAAGUAUUUUUCGAAGAUAGAUCUGAAGUUCGGUUAUCAUCAGAUAGAGGUCCAUCUUGAUGAUCAGUACAAGACUGCCUUCCGGACUAGAUACGGGCAUUACGAGUUUAUAGUGAUGCCCUUUGGACUGACCAACGCGCCAGCUAUAUUUCAGCGUUGCAUGAAUGAUCUGUUUAGACCUUGGUUGGAUAGGUUCGUCGUAGUCUACUUAGACGACAUCUUAGUAUUCAGCAGGACCCUCCAAGAGCAUCAGGGUUAUUUGAGGCAGGUCUUGGAGAAGCUAAGAGAGGCUAACUUCAAGAUCAACCCGAAGAAGUGUGAGUGGGCCAAGACACAAGUUUUGUACUUGGGCCAUGUUUUAGAUGAAGAUGGCAUUAAGCCUGAGGACAACAAAAUAGCGGCAAUUAG